AUGCUAAUAUCUCGUGAGAAUCAGGCUGAGCAACAAACGACGUUGAAGGAGCAGCUCGCCACUGUCACCAAGGAAAAGGACGAUGCUUUGGCCCAACUCUCCGUCGUUUCGACAAGUAAUCGCAGGGCAGACCGGUAUUUCAAGCAGGGAAAUUGGAUGGGCGAAAAAGCGUACGACCAAGGAAUAACCUGCUCGAAAUGCCUCACGAAAUCCACCUGCAGCAAGUCUGAUUGGCUUUUAACUAGUCUGCUCGAUCCUGCUCCUCCAUUAGCGAUUGUCCCCCGCAACAUCGGUGUGAUGGCUCCCGUCAAUGCGUAUUCAUCACCACCAUUCCAAGGGGACCUAUGGGGACGCACGGUCGUCCGUACUACAACCCAGGAACGGCCCCAAAAAGAGACCCGAACACCGCUUUUG
Molecule: messenger RNA, 414 nt
Organism: Mesorhabditis spiculigera
Lineage: Eukaryota; Metazoa; Nematoda; Chromadorea; Rhabditida; Rhabditidae
Source: the annotation of a GenBank genome assembly